AUGAACGAGGCCCCGGCUGAGGUCCUCAAGGAGGCCAGGCAGAAGAUCCUGGCCAUGAUGGACCUCGGUUUAUCUCGCGAUACCCUUUUCAACCUCGUUGCAACCUCCAACCCGACCACCGCGACCGACAAAUCCCAGAACACCAGCCAACAACAACAACAGCAACCAUCACAACAAUCGCAGCAACAACAGCCUCUGCCUGCGCGACCUGUAGAUGGACUCAUUCAAGACGUAAAGCAAGAAAAUCAGCCGACGCGGCCAAUUGAUAACGGAGUUUCCAAUGCGCCAGCUCCUUCGAACGUGUUCUGGCCCAAACCCGGUCCUUACCACCACCGGCCUCGCAUCUCCGUUUCAUCGACGAGCUCGGGAUCAUCGGGACGUGCGAGCAUUUGGUCCAACACGGGGUCCUUCGCUUCAACUUCCUCCGGCGCCACCCACUACUCUCAAUCUUCUCCUCUCUCACAGUCUCAGUCUCUCCAAUCCGCACAAUCAGGUACGACGUCACCGCCCGGUGUUCAGAACCCUGCUGGUUGGCCUACGGGCAGGCUUAACUUUUACUGGUGCACGUCUUGCGAGACGAGAUUUAAGAGAAAGUACGACUGGAAGCGGCACGAGGAAGAAUUCCACGAGAGAUGGAAGAAGUACCCCUGUCCCGAACCCGGCUGCAACCGCAGCUUUUGGGGAGCUAACACUUUCAACCAGCACCACAAGUCAUCCCACGGUUGCAAGACGUGUCCUCACUCAGAGCAGGUCGUGAAGUACCUCCGGAAGAGGAAGUACUGGGCUUGCGGUUUCUGCGCGGCACUUCAUCCUUCGAGGGAACGACACGUCGAGCACGUAGCGAGGCAUUUCGAGGCGGGCAAGACCAAGGCGGACUGGACGCAUUCAAGAGUCAUCUAUGGCCUUCUUCACCAACCGCUCAUCCACGAGGCUUGGAAGGAUAUCCUCAACGAGAAGCAGGGGGAAUUCGCGGGUAGGCAGGCUCACUUCAGCUGGAACCCCACCAAGACCGGAAGGGCACAGGGUUUCAUGGAAAACGAGUGCCCCGGACAGCUCCAGGAUCUCCUCGAGUUCUUCUCAGGCUCCAGCACCGAUGCUGAGGCUAUUGUACGAGUCGCGUACGAGCUUGCCGACGUCGUCUUCAUGACGAGUCCGUUCUGUCCUCCCGCCAGCUGUGUCGAUACGACUUCGGCCGUUGCCGCAGCGAACGCGACAUCGUAUCCCACGCCGCCCGAAUCUACCUUGUCUCCGGUGACGCCUGGCACCAACAUUCCUCCCCAUCCCCAGCCACAGCCCGGCAUGAUGCUAGGCGAGCCCACUUCGCCGCCUGGGGCGUUCCCCGGCACGUUCGGAAACCCCGCGAUGAUGCAGCCGUCUAUGUUCAGUCCGACGAACCCAGCUACUCGUCCCGUAUCGCAACAACCACUUAGACGGUCCUCUCUUGAACGAGCUCUUCCCCCUCCACCGCCUGUCGAGGCCAACCCAAUGACGGGUGCUCCUAUGAUCAACAUCGACUACUUGCAAUCCCAGGCCGGCACGGGCUUGAUGCUUGAGGACUGGGAGAGCUUCGCCACGACAGUGGUGGAUGACGGCAGUAUGCAACAACAGCCCAGCCAGGUCGCCACGGAGUGGCCUAUGGUCCAGUACUUUGGCCCUCAGUAA
Messenger RNA from Scedosporium apiospermum, 1662 nucleotides. RefSeq names its product Homeobox and c2h2 transcription. Lineage: Eukaryota; Fungi; Ascomycota; Sordariomycetes; Microascales; Microascaceae. The transcript is spliced from 2 exons. Bases 1 to 1662 code for a protein of 553 amino acids. The record is from RefSeq and is a predicted model, not a curated record.